CAUUUCCUGACAAAAGAAUGCAAUUUCAACUGACCUUUCUUUUGCACCUUGGGUGGCUCAGUUAUGCAAAAGCUGAAGAUAAAUGCAACAGGGGUGCCUGUCAUCCCCCCACCGGCAAUCUCCUAGUGGGACGCAGCACACAGCUCACGGCUUCGUCUACCUGUGGGCUGGAUGGAGCCCAGAAAUACUGCAUCCUCAGCUACCUGGAGGGGGAACAAAAAUGCUUCAUUUGUGACUCCAGAUUUCCAUACGAUCCGCACACCCAUCCCAACAGCCACACCAUUGAGAAUGUGAUUACAAGUUUUGAACCAAAUAGAGAAAAGAAAUGGUGGCAAUCCGAAAACGGUCUUGAUCAUGUCAGCAUCAGAUUGGACCUAGAGGCAUUGUUUCAGUUCAGCCACCUGAUCCUGACCUUUAAGACUUUUCGGCCUGCUGCAAUGUUAGUUGAACGUUCCACAGACUAUGGACACACCUGGAAAGUGUUUAAAUAUUUUGCAAAAGACUGUGCUACUUCCUUUCCCAGCAUCACAUCUGGCCAGGCCCAGGGCGUGGGAGACCUUGUUUGUGACUCUAAAUAUUCGGAUAUUGAACCCUCAACUGGCGGUGAGGUUGUUUUUAAAGCUUUGGAUCCCAGCUUUGAAAUAGAAAACCCCUACAGCCCCCACAUCCAGGACCUUGUUACAUUAACAAACCUGAGGAUAAACUUCACCAAGCUCCACACCCUUGGGGAUACUUUGCUUGGAAGGAGGCACAAUGACUCCCUUGAUAAGUACUACUAUGCUCUCUACGAGAUGGUGGUCCGGGGCAGCUGCUUCUGCCAUGGCCAUGCUAGCGAAUGCGGCCCGAUGCAGACGGUGCCCGGAGAUGUGUUCAGCCCUCCGGGAAUGGUCCAUGGCCGGUGUGUCUGCCAGCACAAUACAGGUGGCACGAACUGCGAGCGGUGCCAGGACUUCUUCCAGGAUGCGCCUUGGAGGCCAGCCACGGGCCCCCAGGACAGCACUUGCAGAGCUUGUAGCUGUAACGGCCACUCGGACCGCUGUCACUUCGACAUGAGCGUGUACCUGGCGAGCGGCGGGGUCAGCGGGGGCGUGUGCGAGGACUGCCAGCACAACACCGAGGGCCAGCACUGCCAUCGCUGCAGGCCCCUUUUCUACAGGGACCCCCUCAAGGCCGUCUCGGACCCGUACGCGUGCCUUCCUUGUGAAUGUGACCCCGAUGGGACCAUAUCGGGUGGCAUUUGUGAGAGCCACUCUGAUCCUGCCCUGGGAUCUGUGGCUGGCCAGUGCCUGUGCAAGGAGAAUGUGGAAGGAGCCAAGUGCGACCAGUGCAAGCCCAACCACUACGGACUGAGUGCCACUGACCCUCUGGGCUGUCAGCCCUGCAACUGCAACCCUUUGGGGAGUCUGCCGCUCUCGACCUGUGAUGUGGACACAGGCCAGUGCCUGUGCCGGCCCUUUGCCACCGGCCCACGCUGUGAGGAGUGCGCUGUCGGAUCCUGGGGACUGGGAAGUCAUCUCCAUGGGUGUUCUCCCUGUGACUGUGAUAUUGGAGGCGCUUAUUCUAAUAUAUUAGCAACAGCUUUGCCUACAUGUGAUGUGUAUUUGCAGCCACAAGGAAGCUAUUUCAUAAUUGACAAAGGAAAUAUAAUACUGAAGAGAAAUCAGGAACAGAGCGACCAUGCUGACCAGCAGAGCGAGGGCUCAGUGACUUUUGGCCGGGUGCCUGCCGUUCACGUUGUUUUCCGAGAGCCAGUUCCCGGGAUGCCCGUUACGUGGACGGGGCCUGGAUUUGCCAGGGUUCUCCCUGGGGCUGGCUUAAGAUUUGCUGUCAACAACAUUCCCUCUCCCAUGGACUUCACCGUGGCCAUUCGCUAUGAAACUCAGUCCGCAGCUGACUGGGCUGUCCAGGUUGUGGUUAACCCCCCUGGAGGGAGCGAGCACUGUACACGCAAGAUCCCACCGCAGAAGCCUCCGUCUUUCGCCUUACCCGCGACCUCAAGAGUCGUGCUGCUUCCCACACCCAUCUGUUUAGAACCAGACGUACAAUAUUCUAUAGACGUCUAUUUUUCCCAGCCCUCGGAAGGAGGGUCCCACGCUCACUCACACAUCCUUGUUGAUUCUCUUGGUCUUCUUCCCCAAAUCAACGCAUUGGAGGAUUUCUACAGCAAGCAGGAUGCAGAUGGACACCAGCUGCACUCCUGUGUUGAAAUUGCCUCAGAACCAGGAGCUCAGGAGCUCCCCGGUGCAUGUGAAAGGCUUACAGUGAGCAUGUCCGCCAGGCUGCACAAUGGGGCAGUGGCCUGCCAGUGUCAUCCCCAGGGCUCAGUUGGGACCGGCUGCAGCCCGCUUGGAGGCCAGUGCCCGUGUAAGCCUCACGUGGCCGGGCGCCGCUGUGACAGGUGCUCAGCAGGAAGCUACGGUCUGGGGCAUCACGGCUGUCACUUGUGUCACUGCCACCCUCAAGGCUCAACGAGCGCUGUGUGUGACCAAAUAACCGGACAGUGCCCCUGCCAGGAAGCGGUGGCUGGCCGCAGCUGUGACGGGUGCCUGCAGGGCUAUUUUGGAUUUCCCAACUGUCACCCCUGCCUCUGUAAUUCGUUCGCUGAGCUUUGUGAUCCAGAAACAGGAUCAUGCUUCAAUUGUGGGGGGUUUACAACUGGAAGAAACUGUGAAAGAUGCAUCGAUGGUUACUAUGGAAAUCCUUCUUCAGGACAGCCCUGCCGUCCUUGCCCAUGUCCAGAUGUUCCCUCGAGCAAUCAGUACUUUGCCCAUUCCUGUUAUCGGAAUCCUUGGAACUCAGAUGUAAUCUGCAAUUGUGCUCAAGGUUAUGCAGGUAAGCAGUGUGAAGAAUGCUCUGCUGGUUUCUAUGGAAAUCCCAGAAUUUCUGGAGCACCUUGCCGGCCGUGUGCCUGCAACAACAACAUUGAUGCCACUGACCCAGAGGCCUGCAGCCGAGUGACAGGGGAGUGCCUGAAAUGUCUGCACAACACUCAGGGGCCCCACUGCCAGCUUUGCAAACCCGGUCACUUUGGAUCAGCCCUCAAUCGAACCUGCACAAGGUGCUCCUGUCAUCCUUCUGGCGUGAAUACCUCUGAGUGUCCCCCUAGUUGGGGAGCUUGCAUUUGUGACCCAGACUCUGGCGCAUGCCCCUGUCUGCCCCACGUCACAGGGCGGACCUGUGACCAUUGCGCUGAUGGAUACUGGAACUUCAUCCCUGGCAGGGGAUGCCAACCAUGUGACUGUGACCCCCAGACCUCUCAUGGCAGCCACUGUGACCAGGUUACAGGCCAGUGUCCGUGUAAAUUAGGCUACAGUGGGAAACGCUGCAGUGAGUGCCAGGAAAAUUAUUAUAGUGAUCCACUUGGGCGAUGCAGUCCAUGUGACUGCAACAGGGAAGGUACCCAGAAGCCCAUCUGUGACCGGGACACUGGCAUGUGUCACUGCCGGGAAGGUGUCAGCGGCCAGCGGUGUGAUCACUGCACACGGGGUCACGGCCAGGAAUUCCCUGCUUGUCUUCGGUGUCACUCAUGCUUUGAUCAAUGGGACCACGCCAUUUCUUUCCUCUCCAGCGCAGUGCAAGGGUUAAUUAGGCUGGCUGCUAGCAUGCAAGAUAAAAGAGAGACCCUGCCUGUCUGUGAGGCUGACUUCAAAGGCCUUGGAGAGAACAUGUCUGAAAUAGAAAGGAUUUUAAAACAUCCUGUUUUCUCAUCUGGGGAGUUCUUAAAAGUCAAGGAUUAUCAUGACUCUGUUCGGAAACAAAUCAUGCAGCUAGGUGAGCACCUGAAAACAGAAUAUGAAUUUCAAGAUCUGGAGGAAACAAUAUUGAAAAUGAGGAAUGAAUCAGACCUCUUACUUGAAAAUCUUCAGGAAGAAAUUGAUUUGUACUCCAGUGCCCGUAAUGCAAGCAUCAUGGAUUUCUCAGAGAACAUCAAGAAGUAUUAUCACAGAUCAUCAUCUGCUGAAAAAAGAAUUAGUGAAAUUACUUCCAUCAUAAAUAACUCUGAGAAAACCAGAAUUGACUUACUUACCAUCUUAGAUACAUUAACCUCAAAAGAAAACUUGUCAUUGGAAAAAUUAAAACAGAUUAAGAUACCAGAUAUCCAAAUGCUAAAGGAAAAGGUGUGUGGAGAACGAGGGGACACGCCAUGUGUGCUCUCGUCAUGUGGUGGCCCAAGCUGUCAUGACUCCCUGACCCUCUCGAGGCACGCCCUUCAGAAAGCUCAAGAAGCAGAGUCCAUGAUUCAGAAUUUGAGCAGCCAGGCUGCAGGUCUGAAAAAUCAGAUAAAAAAUAUAAGUAAACUGGCAGAAGUCUCCAAAAACAAUUCCUUACAGUUAAGUGAGAAACUGUGGAAUAUGAAAAACCAAAGUGAAUCUGAAGAAGAAAACAUGAAUCUUUUAAUCAAAAAACUGAAAAAGUUUCUGUUAGAGGAAAAUGUGCCUCCAGAGGACAUAGAAAAGGUUGCAAAUCAUGUACUUGACAUCCACCUGCCAAUAACAUCACAAGAUAUAACCCAUGCACGUGACAACAUACAGAAACUUAUGCGACUCUGUGAGGACUACAAGACAGAUGAGGACAAGCUAAAUAAAGCAGCAGAUAGAGCUCAAAAGAUUUUGGUGAAGGCAAAAGCAGCUGAAAAAGCAGCAAGGGCUCUACAGACUCCUGACCAGAUGUUGAAUAAGUGGCAACAAGUUGAAAUCACUCAGGGACCGGCAAAUUCUAACGUCGCACAGCUGACUGCCGAGAUAACAAAAAUAAAAAAGACUGCACUGCAGACUGAAAAUAAAGCCCAGGAGAAUGAGAAUGAACUGGACUUAGCAAAGCAGCAGUCAGCCCUGGAGGACGGACUUUCCCGGCUGCGGGUCAAGUUGCAAAGGAAUCAAGAGCAAGCCAUCCACGUGGGAGCUCAGGCUGAGUCGGCCCAGCGCCAGGCAGGGGGCCUCCAGGAGGACUUUGUUGAGCUGAAAAAUCAAUACGCUGUUCUUCAACAUAAGACCAGCGCAACAGGACUGACAAAGGAAACCUUAGGAAAAGUGAAACAGCUAAAAGAUGCAGCAGCAAAAUUGGCUGGAGAUACAGAGGACAAGAUAAGAAGAAUAGCAGAUUUAGAAAAGAAGAUUCAAGAUUUGAAUCUUAGUAGACAAAGAAAAGCUGAUCAACUGAAACAGUUGGAGGAUCAAGUCAUUGCCAUUAAAAAUGAAAUUGUUGAGCAAGAAAAUAAAUAUUUAAGCUGCUAGCGUUAGGCAGAGCUGAAGUGCAAAAGCCAGUGCCUUUGUUUCUGGUUCCUGAGGAGCAACCUGAGGAGCUGUGCUGAACCUGGGAAGCACAAAUGAGCAGCCUCCUCGCCUUCCUCCCGCGCUGGAGCCCUCCCCCUCCGCAGCUCUGCUCAGUGCUGGGGAGUGACACUGGACCCAGGAAACGCCUCUUCGUGUAGCACAGGAGGGAGAAGUAAAGAGGUUGUCUCUGGUUUCAGAAACCUUUCCUCUUGCCUUUCCUAACUUAAAAAUAAUUAGUUACAUAUGACAAGUACAAAUCAAAAUAAGAUUCUAUUUACUAAUACUAAUUCUAACUAUUCAAGUGUCCAGGCGAGGGGUGGUGGAGAAUGGGGAGUUACUAACCAACGGCAUAAAGUUUCAGUUAAGAUGAAUAAGUUUCCAGAGAUCUGCUGUAUAUUAUAUGUGUAGUUAACAAUAAUGUUUGUCCACUUAGGAAUGUAUUGAGAGCGUGGAUCUCAUAUUAAAUGCUCUUACCAUGCUACAAUAAAAUAAAAAUAAACUUAAACAAAUUAAAUUAAAAUCAAUUAUAUCUCGAAUACUAGAAUGGAAUGAAUAUGGGUGGUAUAUACUAGUGUUUCUGUAUUUUAUUUGGAUUUGCUUUAUCUGUAAAACCAUUAUUCUAUUC
This is a messenger RNA of Myotis lucifugus (little brown bat), 5898 nucleotides long. It is a transcript of the gene LAMB4, whose product is annotated as laminin subunit beta 4. Gene Ontology annotation, biological process: axon guidance. The transcript has 33 exons. Gene Ontology annotation, cellular component: basement membrane. Bases 18 to 5234 code for a protein of 1738 amino acids. The record is from RefSeq and is a predicted model, not a curated record. NCBI's taxonomy places the organism in Eukaryota, Metazoa, Chordata, Mammalia, Chiroptera, Vespertilionidae. Gene Ontology annotation, molecular function: extracellular matrix structural constituent.